Molecule: messenger RNA, 444 nt
Organism: Mesocestoides corti
Lineage: Eukaryota; Metazoa; Platyhelminthes; Cestoda; Cyclophyllidea; Mesocestoididae
Source: the annotation of a GenBank genome assembly
AUGUCCAGUGGCUGGACUGAGUGCACAGUCGUAAACCCGGAGUGGUUUGACUUAGGGCGACGACGACGACGUUGGAUGGCGCGUGCAGUGGUGAUGAAUGUGGCUGCACGUGCGCGCCCCUUAAAUCAAGUGGCCCGGGCCCGACACGGUGCCGCCGCCGCCGCCGGCGCGACCGCCAGUCUGGAGAUCAAAGUGCGACGUAGUGCCGACACAUCGCAGUCUUCUUUGCCAGGCAGCGCGAGCGCUACCGGCGACAAUUCCUUUGAUGAAGGCGACCCCAGCAACGGCCGCAUCGCGUUAGUCAUCACACACACACACACACACACGAAAUGCAAAAUCUCCGAUAUGAUCAAAGGCCUCCUUCCCGUCUUCAGUGGGUGUGGUUUCGUCGACAGACCUCCCAUUCAUGCGCGUUCAGCCCUUUGGGUCUUUCUACCCGGUUAA